AUGUAUAAAUCCCGAUGGAUGGAGUUGAAGGUUCAUUUUCAGGAGAAUCUUUGGAAAUUGAAUCGAAAUCUGGAAAGUAUCUUGGCAGGUGCUUUUUGCGCUCGUUGUGAAACGCGAGCAUCUGUCAACCCGAUUAUUUCCGAGCCGACCUCCGGCCAACCUGUUCCUUUUGCAAAGGAAAUACUCGCUCUAGAAUGUGCCAUUCGAAAUGACGAGCCUUCGAUACUAGCAACAUCUCUUGCACUCUACCAGGUGAACGAUGCUCUUGCGUCAAAUUCUGAGGCAAUUCUCGACUAUCUUCUGGAGCUCUCAAUAACUCACCACGCUGGAGGUUCAAUUCAGUACUUGUUAUCAAAAGCCUUUCCGGCGAACGGAUUAAUGGCAGACCAUAAUCUCCUGAACCGCAUGAUCACCAGGGUGGGCGAAGAAAACUUGUUUCAUGAUCGCCUGGAACAUAUUCAAAACAGACAGUCUCUUUGUGAGACCUGCCGUGAUGGGACUCGAGAAAGUACGGUUGGUCUCGCUGUUGACCUUGUGAGCCGCGGCCAGAAAAACAUCAUUUUGGCUGUGGAUGAACUUGGCCGCUUGCCGCUUCAUUACAGUGCGUUAUGCGGCCUCGAUACUGUGUGCCAAAAGAUCCUCGAUCAAGUACAAGAUCAAGGACAAGCAUCAAAGCUCAUCCUGUCUUUGGAUUCUCGUGGAUAUACACCAUUCCAUUAUGCGGUGGCUGAGAAUCACAUGGCUGUUGCAAAGAUAUUCUUUAACACCUUGGAGGUUGAAGGUCAAUUGAGUGGGCAGCUCGGCUUCAAGAUCAUGGGUCACAUGCAAAGCCUCCUCAACGUUGCGAUCCGGUAUCAGUUUGACGACAUAGUUGUUCUGCUUGGAAAGUUCCGGCUUUUUUUCCCAUGGGGCCUCGCUCAUGAAGAAAGCCCAAUUUAUGUCGCAGCUGAGAUUGGACGGGAUGAUUAUCUCGGAACCCUACUAGAGGUCGACAACAAGACAAAUAUAGACGAUCCCCAGUUACCUUGCGGUUGGUCUGCUUUAACCAUUGCUUGCAUAAAGGGUCACAGGAAAGCCGCCGAGCUCCUCUUGCAAGCUGGGGCGAGCCAGCACAUACCUGAUUACCGUGGCUGGUAUGCCAUAGAACAUGCAGCCUUGAGGGGUCAUUUUUCCUUGGCGGAACUUCUUAAAUCAUGGGACAAAUCUCAAAUGACUGGCGACCCUGCUAUCAUGCCCUUGCCACCUGUCCAUCACGCGGGGCUUGGCGUUUCUGUCACUUCUGAUCACGCAAUUGUCAAUAUUGGUGUUUUGCAGAGUGGAAAACAGGGGAAGGGCGUCGAUCUCAGGAAUAGUUCCUCAAAGGACAAGAUUCUCACCGGUGUAUUACCACCGCUUGACAUGUCUGUAUCAGUGGGGAGUACCGUUAGCCAACUGAUUCGCUUACCAAUCAUGAGUGAUAUGGUAAACGAACCAUUUAUAUUCCCUAUGCACAAUUCAAACGAAGCCCACCUGGUCUUCAAAUUUUAUCGCCAAGGCUCGUCAUGCGGGAAAGGCGAUCUAAUUGGCAGUGCUGCGACCCUACUUCGGAGUGAAGAAGAUUACUUUGGACCAAACCGCGAAAGCCUUUCCAGGGGACGUACCAUUCCUAUUUUGGCAAAGGAGACUUCUGACUUCCUAGGAACUGUGACGUUUACCUUCUUGAUUGCGAAACAGCCCAUGGACCCGAAAACACCACCACCUAUUGACAAUUACUUCCCAAAGCAAGAAACACAACUUGUUGGUCACAGAGGUAAUGAAACUGGCCGUUAUUGGAGCUAUCUUCAACUUGGAGAGAACACAAUUGAGUCCAUGCUUUCGGCCACAAAACAAGGAGCAUCAUUUGUUGAGUUCGGUAAAACAACAUGA
Messenger RNA from Penicillium diatomitis, 1905 nucleotides. RefSeq names its product ankyrin repeat domain-containing protein. The record is from RefSeq and is a predicted model, not a curated record. Bases 1 to 1905 code for a protein of 634 amino acids. NCBI's taxonomy places the organism in Eukaryota, Fungi, Ascomycota, Eurotiomycetes, Eurotiales, Aspergillaceae. Gene Ontology annotation, molecular function: protein binding. The transcript has 4 exons.